This is a messenger RNA of Drosophila eugracilis, 3017 nucleotides long. RefSeq names its product centrosomal and chromosomal factor (gene corto). The record is from RefSeq and is a predicted model, not a curated record. The coding region runs from base 1167 to 2900 and encodes 577 amino acids. NCBI's taxonomy places the organism in Eukaryota, Metazoa, Arthropoda, Insecta, Diptera, Drosophilidae. The transcript has 2 exons.
UCGAAUCGUACGGACAUCUAAGAAAAUAUAGAGCGCUCUGAACCGGAUAAUUAACCAAGAAUCGAGUCGUGAAGGGUUAAUGUCGCGUUGAAAGUGAACAGGCCGUUGAAAAACCUGAAAAAUAAACGAAACUGUGGCAAAUUGUGAUACAAAAGGUGUGCAAAAGCAAAGGCAAACAACAAAAACAAAGCCUAAACACAGGCGUCGAGCCAACAGCUGUUUUCCGUGCGCGCUCUCUCGCAAUCGCUCUCGCGCGUGCUCUCCCGCUCACCGUUCAGCGCUCUCUGUAUUCAGCAUUCAGCAAACCUCUCUCCGACGCUGGCAGAGACAGCGCAGCGCAGCCAUAUAGUUUCCCGUUUAAAAAGAGAAGUUUGCUCUCUCUCAUGCUGCCAACGUCGCGGUAGACGUCAAACAGUUGAGAGUACCAGCGCGGACAACACACGGCAGUCGGGUUUUCAACUCGGCCGGGAAAAGUCUUGUGAACCGCAUUGCUCGUGGAACUAAAAAUUUUCCUGCUCCGCGAACUCACUCCGCGAGAAAGAACAGAACCGAAUGAUAGAAAGAAAACGAGAGAGAGACGGAGACAGAGGAAGCAACGGUUAAGUUAAGCCAGCGAAACACGGGCAAAAAGACUGAAAACACACACGUGGAUUGUUCACUCACACCCCAACACCUCUCACACACACACACUCACCCAGCAGCUCCAACUGUUCGCUGCAUUUAUGUAAAACCAAACAAAGACUGAUUAAAACGCUAAUAAUAUAUACAAUAAACGUAACGAAACAAAGUUAAACACGCGAACAGCAGCUAAAUAUUAUACGGGUUAAAGUUAAAGCGAAUUCCAAAGCAAACACAUAUGGAUUAAGGUUCCUCCUAUCUCAAAAAACAAAAACAAAAGCAAACGCAAAAUAAAAGAAACAACCAACACAUAACUCACACACACACACUCACGGAUUACCUGCAGCGGCAAAUUACCGUUAGCCGCUCUUUUUGGAUUACCAGUGCCAAUAAAAACCACAAAAGUGAAUUUUUUCGAAAGUGAAGAAAGCGAAAACAACGCCCGCAAAAUGCUAAAAAUCUGAAAUCUAAAAAGUAAAAAUCAACCAAAAGCGAAUUCUGUGUUAUCGAAACGAGAGCAAAAGCUAAAAGAGCCCCUGAAACCAGCUAUGACGAUGGCCGCCUGUUAUGCCAACUACGACAUGUCGUCCCUGUCGCACGGCAUGUCGGCCCUGUCCGCCCUACAGCAGCAGCAGCAGCAGCAACAACAGCAGCAGCAGCAACAGCAGCAGCAGCAGCACAGUCAGACGCAGCAGCAGCACAGCCAAACGCAGCAGCAGCAUCACCACCAGCAGCAACAGCAACACAUGUACCACGCUGCAGUGGCUGCACACCAGCAACAGUUGCUGCAACAGCAGCAGCAACAACAGCAGCAGCAGCAGCAGCAGCAUCACCGCCAGCAACAACAACUCCAUCAGCCCGCCAACAACAACAGCAACUCGCGCCACAGCCACGCGGCGGCGGCCCAAACGCAGGUCGCCGCCGCAGUUGCCAAUAGCAGACAACAACAACAACAACAACAACAGACUGCCAACAGCAGCAGCAACAGCAACUCAGCUCCCGCUCCGUCACCCCAGAAGGAUUACAGCAUCCCACUGCACGUGGACUGCAGCGUGGAGUACGAGCUGCCCAACCAGCCCAAGCCGCCGGCGGGCCAAAGGGUGGAGCCGCUGCUGAUGAUCCACCCGUGCUACUUCCGCAAGAUGGAGUCCCAGCGUCGGAGUCCAUUCGUGAACAACAUGCAUGCGACCGCUCGGGCGGUCAGCAGCAGUUCGCUGAGCAGUGGAGCGGCCUUAGGCGGAGGCGGAAGCGGUGCGGCGGUGGCCACGGCUCCCAGUAGCAGUGCCGCGAGGCGGGGAGCCAGGGCUGCCACAACAGCCCAGCAGCAGCAGCAACAACAGCAGCAACAGCAACAACGCUACCAGCAACAGCAGCAGCAGCAACAACAGCGCUACCAACAACGCCAGCAGCAGAUCGGAAUACUCCCGCUGAGCGAUAGCGUCAACAACCCGCAUUCCCGCAACUUGAACGGCGGACAUGCUUUGUGUCAGCAACAGCAACAGCAGCAGCAGCAACAGCAACAGCAACGUGCCACCAGCAACCAAAGCCAACGCCAAAGCCAAAGCCAAAGUCAGAGCCAUGCAGCCAACUCAGCGGCGGCAGCUGCGGCGGUACAAGCCCAGGCCCAUGCCUCGAUAGCCGCCGCAGCCGCCGGCCAGUGGGAUCAGCUGGCUGCUGCGUUAGCCGCCCGCACCGCCCUAACGCCCCACCACAUGCUGCACCCUCAUGCCGCUUCUCACUACGCGGCCAAGGGCAGCGGCGGCGGGGCAGGAGGCGGCAAGCGGGAUGCCAUGAUCUCCGGCAGCAACUACGGACAGACGGCGGUCGCCUCGGGGAAGCUGCAACAGCAGCAACAGCAACACUGCCUGCCUCCUCCGCCCUGGGACGCGACGUCCAUGCUGAUGGACCGCUCGCCGAUGGCCACAGUUCCUAGCAAUUAUCAGGCCGGCCCUGACACCAAUCCCAUGCGCCUCUACUCGGCCACGCCUACCUCUGGGGCAGCCACGGGUGGGUCGGCGUCAGUGGGCGGGGGCUCGGCGGUGAGCGGUGCGGGAGCGACGGGAGCGGUGAACACGGCCACGGACAAGCUGAGCGGAAAGUACCGCCAGUACUUGCGUUCGCAGCGGAUGCACCCGUAUGCGGCGGCCGCGUCGCUCAACUUGGCAGCCGCCGCCGCUGCCGCCGGUCAGACUUCUUUCGUGCCGUUCAGCUCGGCGGCCACGGCGGUGGCGGCCACGCCAACAUUCCAGCACCUGCCGCAGAUCUCCUGCUACAACGUGUGAUGCCGCAGCAGCAGCAGCAACAACAACAAAAAGGACAACGGCAACAUCAGCAGCAGCAGCAGGAAGAGCAGCAACUUGCAACAUGAGACAGGCGCCUACCAAGUACGCGUCGAUGAA